AAAAUUAAAAACCUAUAUAAUCUCUUUCAUUGAAUGAAUAUACAUUAGUUCAAGACACCUCACACCCAAAAGAAACAGUAACAAGAGAGCGAAUCAUGAAGUACCUUGUGAUCCUUUCCUUGGCCGUCUCCAGUGUCUCUGCUCUGGGCAUCCCGAGGUCCACUGGACCCGAGACCUCUGGGCCGGGCUACGAGAUGUGCAAUGACGGAGAUCAUGUCUCAAACUACUUGUACAGCGAUCCCGAGGACUGCCAUUACUUCUAUAGUUGCCAGUUCAACGAUCAUGAGUCCCAUUUCAUUGGGUAUCACUUUCAUUGUCCAAUGAAUACGGCCUUCCUUGAAAAUGCUCAACGUUGUCACCAUGAGGAAGAUGUGCCAUCGUGUCAAGCUCCAAACCCAGAAACCACCCCCACAACCACCACUACCACCACUACCACCACUACUACCACCACCACAACCACCACUACGGANGAC
This is a messenger RNA of Tigriopus californicus, 473 nucleotides long. RefSeq lists its product as uncharacterized. The transcript is spliced from 3 exons. The annotation marks the transcript as partial. NCBI's taxonomy places the organism in Eukaryota, Metazoa, Arthropoda, Copepoda, Harpacticoida, Harpacticidae. The record is from RefSeq and is a predicted model, not a curated record. Gene Ontology annotation, cellular component: extracellular region. Gene Ontology annotation, molecular function: chitin binding.